Messenger RNA from Zea mays, 2545 nucleotides. Its product is annotated as zinc finger CCCH domain-containing protein 33. The record is from RefSeq and is a predicted model, not a curated record. The coding region runs from base 1 to 2193 and encodes 730 amino acids. The transcript has a single exon. NCBI's taxonomy places the organism in Eukaryota, Viridiplantae, Streptophyta, Magnoliopsida, Poales, Poaceae. Gene Ontology annotation, molecular function: metal ion binding; protein binding.
AUGAGCGGCUUGUGCGCGUCCUCCUCUUUAGACCACGCGAGCUCGGCGACGCCAGAAAAUGUCCCUCCUUUUCCCCUUCUUUCCGCAAACAAACAAACGUUUGCGAAAGCCAUACACAGGGACACGAGAGAGACCGAGGCAAGAGAGAAGAGACCAUCCAGGCUGCUUCGUGUCCGUCUCCGUCUCCUUCCCUAUGACCCUAUCACACUCUCAUCUCACCCCACCCCGCGCCCUGGCUUUUCUAUCCUCCAUUAUUCUCCCCUCCCCACGUACCCCACCUCCCUCUACAUAUACCCCACUCUCAUCUCAUCUCACCUCCUCCUCAACGCACCACCCACCCACCCACGCCACCGUGUGGUCCGAGUCCGACCCUGUGACUGUGAGUACUACUACCCCAGCAUGUGCUCAGGACCUCGCAAGCCGUCCACCCCUCCUCUCCCGGCGGAGACGGCGACGGCCAAGAACUCCUCGGUGAUGGCGACGGCACUCCUGCUCGAGCUGGCGGCGGCGGACGACGUGGUGGCGUUCAGGCGCGCCGCGGAGGAUGACAAAGCCCCGGCCUUGGACGCCGUGGGCCACUGGUACGGCCCGUCCGCCGCGGGCGCGGGCGCGGCCGCCGGCCGCCCCCGCCUCGAGGCGCGCACGCCGACCAUGGUCGCCGCGCUCUACGGCAGCACGGCGGUGCUGGCGUACGUGCUGUCCUCCGCGCCGGCAGAGGCCGCGCGCGCGUCGCCCACGGACGGCGCCACGCCGCUCCACCUCGCUGCGGCCGGCGGCGCCCCGGCCGCCGUCGCGGCCGCGCACAUCCUCCUCGCCGCGGGCGCGUCCGCGGACGCGCGCGCCUUCUCGGGCCUCCGCGCCGGGGACCUCCUCCUCCCGCGCGCCGCCGCCGCCGCCGCCGCCGACGCGGACCGGGCGCUCCGCGUGCUCCUCAAGUCCCCCGCGGCGUCACCGUCGUCCUCGCCCAAGAAGUCCGCCUCGCCGCCGCCGGCCCCGGAGGCGAGGAAGGAGUACCCGCCCGACCUGACGCUGCCGGACCUCAAGAGCGGGCUGUUCAGCACCGACGAGUUCCGCAUGUACAGCUUCAAGGUGAAGCCCUGCUCCCGCGCCUACUCGCACGACUGGACCGAGUGCCCCUUCGUGCACCCGGGCGAGAACGCGCGGCGCCGCGACCCGCGCCGCUACUCCUACAGCUGCGUGCCCUGCCCCGAGUUCCGUAAGGGCGGCGCCUGCCGCAAGGGCGACGGCUGCGAGUACGCGCACGGCGUCUUCGAGUGCUGGCUCCACCCGGCGCAGUACCGGACGCGCCUCUGCAAGGACGAGGUGGGCUGCGCGCGCCGCAUCUGCUUCUUCGCGCACAAGCGCGAGGAGCUCCGCGCCGUCAACCCCUCCGCGGUGUCCGUCGGCAUGCAGAUGCAGCCCACCGUGUCGCCGCCGCCGCCCAGCGGCCUCGGCGACAUGCUCAGCCCGGCGGCCUGGCCCUCCUCCCCGGCGAGCAGGCUCAACAAGGCCGCGCUCGGCGGCGGCCGGGACCUGGACCUGGACCAGUACCAGCACAUGCUGUUCGACACGGUGUCGUCGCCGAGGGCCAACUGGGGCUCGGCCGGCGGGAUCGGCUCGCCGCUUCCCCCCGCCAGGGCCGUGCCGGACUACGCCGACCUGCUCGGCUCCGUCGACGCGGCCAGCAUGUUGUCCCAGCUGCACGCGCUGUCGCUGAAGCAGGCCGGCGGCGACAUGCCGGCAUACGGCUCCAUGGUGGCGGACACGCAGCCGCACAUGGCGACGACGUCGCCCAUGGUGGGCCUGGGCUCCAGCACCGCGUUCGGGCUCGACCACUCCAUGGCCAAGGCCAUCCUGAGCUCCCGCGCCUCCGCGUUCGCCAAGCGCAGCCAGAGCUUCGUCGACCGCGGCGGCCGCGCCCCGGCCGCGCGCUCGCUCAUGUCGCAGCAGGCCGCCGCCGCCGGCGCGCCGCCCGUGCUCUCCGACUGGGCUUCGCCGGACGGCAGGCUGGACUGGGGAGUCCAGGGCGACGAGCUGCACAAGUUCCGCAAGUCCGCAUCGUUCGCGUUCCGCGCGCGAUCCCCACCGCCCCCCGCCGAGCCGGACGUCUCGUGGGUCAGCUCUCUUGUCAAGGACGGCCACGCCGGCGACAUAUUUGCGCAGUGGCCGGAGCUGGAGCAGAUGGUGGCCUGAUCCACCGGCCCUCACUGGCUCAUAGCAUCUAGCUGACCAAAGUUAUUUCCUUGAAUCAUUUUUUCCCCUCCUUUCUUUGCUUAAUUCCAUUCGUACGAGAUGUUUUUUUUACUAGUACAUAGAUAGGGCUGUUUCACAAUAACAUUUGGUCAUCAACAAGAAGCAUAGAUACCCAAAGGGAGCUUUAUAGUAUACUGAUGAGGAGGAACAGCCAUCGGUUUAUAAAUAGUUGUACACACGAAUUCCCUACAUCACAAAGGAGUUUAUAUUUAUUUUACUUGAUGUAUAAGAUAUCGGCAGACACGGUAAGAUUUGAUUCAUGUGCUUUCCGCAUGGCGACAAUUGAGACGAA